Molecule: messenger RNA, 1481 nt
Organism: Fragaria vesca subsp. vesca
Lineage: Eukaryota; Viridiplantae; Streptophyta; Magnoliopsida; Rosales; Rosaceae
Product: vinorine synthase-like
Exons: 1
Coding region: 51-1340 (429 amino acids)
Source: RefSeq, a predicted model, not a curated record
ACCACAACUACACCAUCGAGUAGAACAAUUUAGCUAGCUAGGAGAGAUCGAUGGGUAUAAUGAAGUUUGAAGCCGAAGUGAUCUCCAAGCAUAUUAUCAAGCCUGCUUCUCCAACCCCUGACCAUCUUCGCCAUUACCAGUUCUCUUUUCUUGAUCAAAUAUCUCCCCCGGUCUAUAACCCUUUGCUUCUCUUUUAUGAAUUCAAUGCCAAAACUCAACCCAACAUCACUGAAAUAUCCAACCACCUGAAGACCUCCUUAGCCAAAGUCCUUAGCCUCUACUACCCACUAGCCGGACGAUUCAAAGACAACCAACAUGUGGAUUGCAAUGACAAUGGUGUACCCUACCUUGAAGCUCAAGUCAACUGCAAACUUUCUGAUGUUCUCAACAAUCCAAUCCCUGGAGAACUCAACAAGCUCAUGCCAUUUGAGCUCGACGAUGUGGCAAGCAAAUAUCCCCUUGGCGUCCAGCUCAACGUGUUUCAAUGUGGUGGUUUUGCUAUUGCUCAAUGCCUUACUCAUAAGCUCGCAGAUGGGUUGUCAUACUUCACGUUCAGCAAAACUUGGGCCGCCACCGCCGGUGGCGAACCUAAAAUAGCGCAGCCGCAGUUCAUUUCCGCCACACUAUUCCCUCCCAAAAAUUUAAGCGGAUACGAUGCGCGCACCGGCAUCACCAGAAACAAAGUAACAAAAAGAUUUGUGUUUAGUGCCAUUAACAUAGAGGAGCUCAGAAAAGUUCAGGCGAAUAAGGCAUCAGCACACCCUUCGCGUGUUGAGGCCUUAUCGUCUUUCAUCUUAAGCCGAUUUGUGGAGGCUACCAAAGACAUUGGAUCGGCUGAAAAGUUUUACAGGGUGGUUCAUGCUGUGAACUUGCGGCCAAGGUUCGAACCACCACUGCCACACCAUUCUUUUGGGAACCUUUACCGAGUUGCCAUGACAGCUCCGUUACAAAUAAGUUCCGGGGAACCAUAUCACGGUAUACGUGAAGAGAUAAGCAAGAUCGACAAUGCAUACGUGAGAAAACUACAGAAAGGUGAUGAGCAUUUGAGCUCCAUCAAGACGUAUGCUAAGAGUUUUGCUAAAGGCGAGCAGGUUACAAUCAGCUUCAGUAGUUAUUGUAGGUUUCCUCUGUAUGAUAACGAUUUUGGUUGGGGGAGGCCUACGUGGGUGGGAUCGCCGGCACUGACGUUCAAGAACCUAGUGAACUUCAUGGACACCAGAGAGGGUGGUGGAAUUGAGGCGUAUAUUAGCUUGGAGGAGGAAGUCAUGACAAAGUUUGAGAGCGAUGUAGAGCUCUUAGCUUAUAUGUCUUCGAGUGCGGUGCUGAACCAAGCAACGUAGUACGUGUUGUGGACACUGGCAUGGACAAGUGCGAAAUAUUGAUGUGUGUAGGGAAGGCCUUUUUUUGUGUGUGACUUCUGAGAUUGUUCUAUAUAUUCAAAUUUUCAGGUCCCCGAGUAGUCAAUAAAAUUUCAGAUAUGU